AUGACGAGACCCUGGAGUUUAAUUUGGCUCGGUCCGACCACCAGCAGGCAACCAGUCAGAGAGCUGCUCGCCCGCCGCAUUCGGGACUCGCUCAUCCCCACAGGACCUUUGACAUUGACCUAUAAGGCCAAGUACGGAGCCACCAAGCUUUCUUGCGGCGGACAGAAGGCUCCCGAGGGACCGUUCGGGUUCCCGAGUAAUCGCGACGUCGUCUACGACGGGAUGUCAGCCGAGAACUCGUCGCACAGCACCUUUGUGUUCUGCGGGUUCCCCGCGCUGGACGAGCGGCGCUGGGUCCUGGCGCCGCCGCUGGCAACCACCUCCGUCUUGGCGCUGCUGGGCAACGUACUUUUGGUUUAUGUCAUCGCCAGCGUGGAGCGUCUCCACAGCCCCAUGUACCUGCUGAUAUGCGCCCUGUGCCUGGUGGACCUGCUAGCCGUGGCCGCCAUCAUCCCCAGCACACUGGUGGGUCUGCUAGUAGACGGGACCCGCGUGUCCCUGGCCGGCUGCCUGGCGCAGAUGUUCGCCACCCACUUCCUGUCGUCGGUGGAGUCCACCCUGCUCAUGGCUAUGGCGCUGGACCGCUACGUGGCCGUGUGCCGCCCGCUGCGCUACAAGCAGCUGUUGGGUCGGCGAGCGCUGGUCACGCUGACGCUCUUCACCUUGGCCCGGAGCGGCGCCGUCAUGGCCACCCUGGUGGGCCUGGCCGGCUCACUGCGCUUCUGCGCUUCUGACGUGAUCCGCCACUGCUACUGUGACCACAUGGCGCUGGUCAGCCUGGCGUGCGGCGACACCGGGCGCAGCGCUGCCGCCGGCGUGGCUGUCAUCGUCUGCUUCGUGGGCGUGGACAUCCCCCUCAUCGUCUUCUCCUACGCCAAGAUCCUUGUCGCCGUGGUGCGGGCGGCGGCCCCCGGGGACGAGCGUCGUAAGGCCUUCCACACGUGCGGCACACACCUGAUGGUGAUGACGGUGUUCUAUCUGGUCGGAAGCGUCACCUUCCUGUCGCACAACCUCGGUCUUGCCAUCCCCACCGACGCCAACAGCGCCAUGGGGCUCCUGUACAUCUUGACCCCGGCCGCCGCCAACCCCGUCAUCUACGGGGUCCGCACCGCCGAGAUCAGGAACGGCGUCUGCAGCCUUCUUGGCUUCAGGGACGCCACCAAGGCCAAGACCAAGGGCAAGGUCUCUCCCGCCAACGGCGCCCUGUAGAUGUCAAGACGCUCAACUGCUUUAACGAUGAAAAUACUUGUUUUAUUUCAUUCUUUAUA
Syngnathus typhle (broad-nosed pipefish) is the source of this 1268-nucleotide messenger RNA. RefSeq names its product putative olfactory receptor 52L2. Gene Ontology annotation, molecular function: olfactory receptor activity; G protein-coupled receptor activity. Gene Ontology annotation, cellular component: membrane. The transcript has 4 exons. Gene Ontology annotation, biological process: G protein-coupled receptor signaling pathway. The record is from RefSeq and is a predicted model, not a curated record. The coding region runs from base 1 to 1209 and encodes 402 amino acids. NCBI's taxonomy places the organism in Eukaryota, Metazoa, Chordata, Actinopteri, Syngnathiformes, Syngnathidae.